Molecule: messenger RNA, 4871 nt
Organism: Fragaria vesca subsp. vesca
Lineage: Eukaryota; Viridiplantae; Streptophyta; Magnoliopsida; Rosales; Rosaceae
Exons: 25
Coding region: 1-4161 (1386 amino acids)
Biological process (GO): double-strand break repair via synthesis-dependent strand annealing; replication fork reversal; interstrand cross-link repair
Molecular function (GO): four-way junction DNA binding; four-way junction helicase activity; 3'-5' DNA helicase activity
Source: RefSeq, a predicted model, not a curated record
AUGACCUCCACCGCUCCUCUUCACAUUCUCGACGACGACGACGACGACGACGGUUUCGAUUGGGAAGCAGCUGCCAGUGUCUUCUUCACCCAGACCACCGCCGGGCCCUCAACUUCCCAUUCUGCCCCUCCUCCAAUUCACAAACCACCGUUUCCUCCAAAGCCCUCGACUUCUCGUCAGACCACUCUCGACAGAUUCAUCGCGAAGCCCGCCCCAAAGCCUCAGCCGGAGACUCGAGAUUCCGGCCAGGAUGAGACACCGCCCCGUGUUCAAAUUGACGCCGAAAAAGCCCAAACUUGGCUUUACCCAGUUAAUUUUCCGGGGCGUGACUAUCAGUUUGCUAUCACCAAGACAGCACUCUUCUCGAAUACGCUGGUAGCAUUGCCAACCGGACUCGGGAAGACGCUUAUUGCUGCAGUUGUUAUGUAUAACUACUUCAGAUGGUUCCCUGAGGGAAAGAUAGUCUUUGCUGCUCCUUCUCGACCACUUGUUACACAACAAAUAGAAGCAUGCCAUAAUAUUGUAGGAAUACCACAAGAAUGGACAAUCGAUAUGACGGGUCAGAUAAGUCCUACAAAAAGAGCAUGCUUUUGGAAAACUAAACGAGUUUUCUUCGUUACUCCACAAGUGCUGGAGAAGGACAUUCAGUCUGGAGCAUGCUUAGUCGAAUGCUUGGUAUGUUUGGUGAUUGAUGAAGCUCACCGAGCAUUAGGAAACUAUGCUUCCAGUGUUGCAGUUCGUGAAUUAAUGGCGGCACAAGUGCAACUGAGAAUUGUAGCAUUGACCGCAACACCAGGAUCUAAGCAGCAGACUGUUCAGCAAAUUAUUGAUAACUUGUGUAUAUCAACCCUUGAAUACCGCGAUGAAAGUGACCCAGAUGUUGCCCCUUAUGUUCACAACAGGGAGGUAGAGUUGAUUAAGGUGGCUAUGGGUCAAGAUGCUGUGGAGAUAAGUAAUAUGAUAUAUGAUGCUCUACGUCCAUAUUUAACCAGGCUAAGUGCGACUGGAGCUCUCCCAAAUAGAGAUGCUCGAACGUGGAGCCCAGGCGAGUUACUUACGUGUAGGGAUAAAUUUCGUACAGCACCUCCUCCAGACAUACCGCCAUUUAAAUUAGGCGAAAUUGAAGGUUGGUAUGGAGUUCUUCUUACUGGUUACCACAUUCUUAAGCUAUUAUCAGCACAUGGAGUAAGGCCAGCACAUGAACUGCUUGAAGAAAAGUUAAAACAGGGGUGUUUUGCUAAGUAUAUGAGUAGAAGUGAAGAUGUUCAUAAAGCAAAGCUAAGGAUGCAGCAAAGUCUGUCUCAUGGUGCUCCGAGUCCCAAAUUAUCCAAAAUGUUAGACGUACUGCGUGAUCAUUUCAAAACGAAAGAUCCACAGAACUCGAGGGUCAUGAUUUUCUCAAACUUCAGGGGAAGUGUCAGGGCCAUAAUGGAUGCGUUGGCACACAUCGGCAAUUUAGUUAGAGCUACAGAGUUUAUUGGUCAAAGUUCAGGGAAAAUAUUAAAAGGCCAGUCACAAAAAGUUCAACAAGCUGUGUUGGAGAAAUUUCGUGCUGGUGGAUACAAUGUCAUUGUUGCCACAUCAAUUGGUGAAGAAGGUUUGGAUAUCAUGGAAGUUGAUCUUGUUAUAUGCUUUGAUGCAAAUGUAUCACCAUUGAGGAUGAUUCAACGCAUGGGAAGAACCGGAAGGAAGCAUGAUGGACGAGUAGAUAUCCUUUUCUUGAGGCUACUAGUUUUAGCCUGUGAAGGAGAAGAGUUGAAAGGUUACAAUCGGAAGCUAACAAAUAGCAAGAAUGUGAGCAAACACAUGCGAAAUGGGGGAAGAAAUAGCUUCAAUUUUCAUUCUAGUCCAAGGAUGAUCCCUCACAUUUUCAAACCUGAAGUCCAACAUGUUGAGUUUUCAAUUGAACAAUUCGUUCGUCCUGGAAAGAAAGUCAAUGAUGAUACUGAUACUCAGACACCUGUAACUAUAGAGAAAUUAACUGUUGCUGAAACUAGUUUAGUUACCAAGUAUUUCCAGCCACAUGACAUAAUAUGGAAACCAUCUCUUAUUGCCUUUCCUCACUUCCAAACCUAUCCCUCAAGAGUGCAUAAAGUAAUGCACUCACUUCGAACAACAAUGUUAAUUGAUAUGAUGCAAUCUUUGCAAGGAUUAUCCUUUUCCAGUGACAGAAAAACUUCCUUCAUUGAGGAUGAUGUCUGUUCAGAGAAGUGCUUGGAAGUUGACACUCUCGAACAGCAUGACAACAGAGAAGAUAUGUUGAAUCUUGAUGAUUCUUCAAUGAAACAGCCACAUGGAGAAGUACCGGAUUCCGAACUACAAACUACUGGGACAUUGAAAACCAAGGAGAAGCAUAACAAACAUGAUUUAUCUGAUGAUCCUUGCGGUCACUCUUUUCUCUUUGGUUCGCAUGUUGUAGAUGUUGAUGCUUCUGGAAAGGUCCUUAUCUUAUCUGUCCCUAUUCUUCCUGGCAAAAGUAUGCUAAAUUCCAAGUUUACAAGUUCAAGGAGUAGUAAGUUGGAUAGUUUGAAGCAAAGUUCUUGCCAUGUAAGAACUUCAGAUGAACAAACAGAAGAAACUGCUGGAGGAAAGAUUACUGGAGAUCUAGAAAUGGCUCAGACAACAUAUAUAAGGAAUGAUACUCCACCUUGGUCUAGAUUGUGUGAAUCUGAAACCUGGAUGGAGACAACAAUAAAUGGGGAUGAAGAGAAUCCUCAAAAGCCAAUUCUCAGAGAACACUUUCCAAAUGGAGAUAGUGCUUGUGAGACGCCUGAUGUUCUAAAAAGCAAGGCACCGUCAUUGCUGGCUGAUGAAGAGGACAAUCUUGUCAGAGAUGGUGAGCUUAGUCCGAGGCUUACUAAUUUGAUCGAAAGUGGAUUUGUUCCAGAAUCUCCUAUCAAUAAUAAUGGACUAAUGGAUACCAUAAAUAAGUAUGUGGUUCCUGACGCUGUUUCGCCUGCCCAACUACCUACUGAACUGGUAUUGAAUUCUUCAAGUCCUGGGGACAAUGAAAAAGCCACUGACAUGGAUACCAAUGCAUGUGAAAGAAAUACGUCUCUUCUUCCCACUGAUAAUGAAAUUCAAUCUCCCUUGCACAAUAGGAAUAGUGCCAGUAUAAAUGAAUCUACCUCCAUAUCACCGGUUAAUGACAGAGGCCCAAAUGUUCUAGCAGACCUUACAAACAGUAGCUGUAGCAAAGAUUGGUGUAUAGGUUCUGGAGACAGGUCACAGAGUGUGAAACAGGCACGCAAGUUUAAGAGGUUGCGCAAAGUUGGGGAUCAGUGGAACAUUAGGAAUCAGGAAAGCAUGGCAACUAAUGAUGUCCCAAGAGCAAAUCUUACCAGAUCUUUUACAAGUAGUACUCUCCCUACUAAGCAUCGUAGAGGUUCCAAAAUACUAGCAAAGAAGUCAGUUGAUGAUGUGAGGGAAUUCAUAGACGAGGAAGCUGAGGUAUCUUCAGAGGUUGAUAUAUCUGAUGAUGAAGUAGAUGAAACAGAUUACCAUUCAAAUGAUAGCUUCAUAGAUGACAGGAUAAAUUGUACAACUGCAAAUACUCAGGCUGCAACCAGUGGAAUUGACAUGAUGGCAGUAUACAGGCGUUCAUUGCUCACUCAAUCACCCAUGGAGAGGCAGCCACGCAGCUCAGCCACAUUUUCACCCAAUUCUGUGGCAACAAUAACGAGGACCCCGGAAACUGGAAGUUCUGGUGGGAAAACAUCUUCCUCACUUCAGACUCCUCAAAUUGACUGUACAAAUCUGCCAAUUGGACCAGAUUCAGAGUCCUUCCACAUGAAUUGGAACUCUGAAGCCAGACCUUGUACGACUGGUAUUUCUCCAGGAUAUGAAAGAGAUAGUGAAAGUCGAAAAAGAAAAUCGAAUUUUCAUCAUCCAAGAUCUAUUCCUGUUGUCAACUUGGAGCUAGAAUUCUCGUUGCAAGCAGAGGCUGAAGCCAGAUAUAUGCAGCACAGUAAUGCAGAUGAGGACGUGCUUUAUGAUGAUCAGUUUUAUGAGGGCCUUGAUCUUGACGCAUUGGAAGCACAAGCUACAAUGCUACUUAAGCAGAAAUCAGAAUUGCCAGUGCAGAAACCACAGAUGAUUCCUCAGUUAAACCCAGAAAAUCCUACCCUUGACAGUGCUCCAUCAUUUGAUCUUGGGAUAUGAUAAAAAUUUAGGUUUAAAUGAUGCCGUGCAGAAGCAGAAGUAGAAGCAUGGAAAAGGAAUGUAAACUCUGGUGGAAAUUCUCAGGGUUUUCCUUCCCUCUUUUUGAUCGAUUAGUUAGACGCAUCAGGAGAUCAACAUUGGUUCGAGAAUACAUUUAAUUUAUAGCACAGUGAGUUAUGCAAAGUCCAUGCUAUAAGGAAACUGUAUACAUUUAUGUUAAUGUGUGUGUAAAUACUAGUUGAUCCAAUUAUUCCACAUGUUGGAGAUGCUUCAAUGGGACCUUAAUCUGAAAAGAAUGAAGAGGCAGAAUUAGAUCUUGAUAUCAGUGGUGAAUUGCCUGCAAGAAAUUAUGGAAAUAAGUUGUAAGUGUCAGAUGUCACUGAAGGAGGUGCUUUAUGGGACACAUUACGUCGACAUGAUAUUCCUAAGUUGCAGGAGUAUCUCAUGAAGCAUUUCAAAGAAAUUCAGGCACAUACACUGUUGCCCAUUGCAGCAGGUUAUCCAUCCCAUACACAAUCGGACAUUUUAUCUUACAGUGGAGCACAAAAAGAAGCUUAAAGAGAAAUAUGUAAAUAGGAUGUGCCGUGGACCUUCAUUCAAAAACUUGGGAAUGCUGUCUUUUUUCCUGCAGGAUGUCUGCAUCAAGUCAGGAACUUGAAGUCAUGCAUCAAAGUUGCAAUGGACUUUGUCUCACCUCUCACUUGACAGAA